This is a messenger RNA of Aspergillus nidulans FGSC A4, 1337 nucleotides long. RefSeq names its product putative MFS monocarboxylate transporter. The transcript has 2 exons. NCBI's taxonomy places the organism in Eukaryota, Fungi, Ascomycota, Eurotiomycetes, Eurotiales, Aspergillaceae. Bases 1 to 1299 code for a protein of 432 amino acids. The record is from RefSeq and is a predicted model, not a curated record. Gene Ontology annotation, cellular component: membrane. Gene Ontology annotation, molecular function: transmembrane transporter activity. Gene Ontology annotation, biological process: transmembrane transport.
AUGCCUCGAUCGACUCAGCCGGUCUUUGAGGCGGAAUUGGCGUCUGAGUCCCCAAAUCCCACUCAAUCUCAUGGAGUCAGCUGGGCUUUCCCCGAAGGUGGCCGGCAGGCAUGGACCUGCCUGCUGGGAUCUUGUCUACUGAUGUUCCCCUCCUUUGGUUUCCAGACUGCCAUUGGCUCCGUGCAAGACUACAUCAGCACAAACCAGCUCGCCAGGUAUAGUGUCCGCGACGUGGGCUGGAUCACCGCGAUUCUAGUAUUCCUUACUCUGUUCCUUGGAGUUCAAGUCGGCCCUCUUUUCGACCGGUAUGGACCCCGAACCCUGCUAGUCUGCGGGUCGCUAGCCAGUUUCACCUCGUACAUGCUGCUCGCCGAAUGCAGCCGGUACUGGCACUUCAUUCUGUGCUUAUCGGUCCUUGGAGGAACCGCCGCCGCAGUCAUCACAACCGUCUCAAUCGCCGUUCUGAGCCACUGGUUCUAUCGCCGACGUGCCCUGGCCUCGGGCCUCUGCAUGGCGGGAUCCUCGGCCGGCGGGGCGGUUCUUCCGCUUCUUCUUCGAGUGCUGUUUCCGCGCUAUGGCUGGACAACGUCUGUCCGCGUGAUCGCUUUCAUCGCGCUGGCAUGCUAUGCGCUCGGGGUCAUGCUUGUGCGUGGCCGGCUGCCCGCCAGCGGCAGCCGCGCCAGCAAGGCGACAAUUGACUUCCGGGCGUUCCGGUCCCUGCGUCUUUGCUCCCUGACUGUGGCGGUGUUCUCCUUCGAGUUCAUCAUCUUCGGCUGCGCCGCACUGCUCCCGACAUAUGUGCGCUUCGCCGGGCUAUCGACCGACGUCCAAUUCUACGCCCUCACCGUCCUGAAUAGCAUGAGCUUGCUGGGCAGGGUCCUCCCCGGGUUUGCGGCCGACCAGCUCGGCCGUUUUAAUGUCUUGCUCUGUUUGGUCGCUAUCACGAUGGUCGCUAUGGCGGCGGUGUGGCUCCCUUUUGGAACCCGCGACGAGGCUACGCUCUACGCCGUUGUUGCCGUCUUUGGCUUCGGCUCGGGCGGAUGGCUGUCGCUAGCGCCGGUCUGCGCGGGCCAGCUCUGCUCCACUGAGGAAUACGGGCGCUACUAUGGGACCGUCUACUUUGUCGCUGCGUUUGGCGUCUUGUUGACAGUGCCAGUCGGGGGUGCUCUGCUUCAGUCGACUACGCCUCGUGUUCUCAUUGGAUUCUAUUCUGCGGUUCUGAUGGUUGGGUUUCUUGCGCUUGCGUUGUCCCGAUGGGCGUUGUUGGAGUGGAGGUGGAGGUGGAAGGUCAAAGUAUAAACAUUUCGGCUUGCUGAAUUCUCCCUCCUCUUAGGAAC